This is a messenger RNA of Nicotiana attenuata, 531 nucleotides long. RefSeq lists its product as uncharacterized. Bases 1 to 531 code for a protein of 176 amino acids. The record is from RefSeq and is a predicted model, not a curated record. The transcript is spliced from 6 exons. Gene Ontology annotation, cellular component: cytoplasm; nucleus. Lineage: Eukaryota; Viridiplantae; Streptophyta; Magnoliopsida; Solanales; Solanaceae.
AUGUUGAAGGUAUUGGAAACGCUUGAUGCUGUGGUUGAUGUUGGUGGAGUUUAUGAUCCAAGUCGAGAUCGAUAUGAUCAUCAUAAGAAGGGAUUUGAGGAUGUUUUUGGAUUUGGCUUCACUACUAAGCAUAGCAGUGCUGGUUUAAUUUACAAGCAAUUUGGAAAGGAAAUCAUUGCAAAAGAAGCUCAACUUGACAAAGAACAUCCAGAUGUCCAGAGGUUGUACUUGGCAGUUUACAAAAACUUCAUAGAGAGGGGAAUUCGCGAUUUAGUUCCAACGAUUCAGAAUGAAUGUGAUCUUAUUUGGAAGUCUCACUUAUUUGAGCUUGAGGAGGAGUUGAAGAUUGAUCCAACAAUUAAAUAUGUUCUGUUUCAGAUCCAGUGGUUCGUGAUGCUACAAACGGGCUACGAGGGAGUCACGGAUGCUCAGACAUUGUCUCAAUGUGUUGUCCAUACUGAAGAUACAGAGGUAUUGAGAGACUAUUCAGUUGUUCAUAUGGAGGCACAACGGUUUCUGGCAUCUGAUUGA